GCCGGAAGUGGCUGCAGCCGCGUGGUGGUGGAAGAGGAGAAGGACAAAAUGGGGCGGCCGAGCAAAAGUAAGAACCAGAAGAAGCAGCGCUCGGCGGCGCGGCUGCGGGCGGAGGAGGACUUUGGGGCCGUCCCCCAUUCCUUCGUGUUCCACCGCGGGCGCGUGGGGCGCAACGUGAGGCAGCUGAGCAUGGAUCUGAGGAGGGUGAUGGAGCCGUACACUGCCAGGGCGCUCAAGGUACGGAAGAAGAAUUCUCUGCGGGACUUUGUGGGCGUUGCGGGGCCGUUGGGGGUCACCCAUUUCUUUGUGUUCAGCAAAACCCCCAACGGGGUCAACAUGAAGCUGUUCCGGCUGCCUGGCGGCCCCACGCUGACAUUCAAAGUAACAGAGUACUCCCUGAUCCGCGAUGUGGUUUCUGCUCUGCGGCGGCACCGAAUGCACGAGCAGCAGUUCCUGCACCCCCCCCUGUUGGUGCUCAGCAACUUCGGGCUGCCCCACAUCCACCUCAGGGCCACCGCCGCCGCCCUGCAGAGCGCACUGCCCCCCAUCAACGUGCACAGGGUGAACCUGAACACCAUUAAGCGCUGCCUCCUCGUCAGCUACGACUCCGACACGCAGCUGCUCCACCUGCGCCAUUACAGCGUCAAAGUGGUCCCCGUGGGGCUGAGCAGAGGCCUCAAAAAGCUCCUGCAGGAGAAAUUCCCCAACAUGAACCGCAUGGAGGACAUCAGUGAGCUGCUGCUGCAGGACGUGAAGCUCUCGGAGAGCGAAGCAGAGCCUGACGGGACCCACAACAUCCUGCAGCUGCCCCACAGCUGUGCGGGGAGGGGGAACAUGAAGGAGCAGCAGAGCGCUGUCAGACUGACUGAGAUCGGUCCCCGUCUGACGCUGCAGUUGGUGAAGGUGGAGGAGGGGUUGGCGCAGGGGGAGGUGCUGUACCACAGCUUCGUGCAGAAAUCAGAGGCGGAGCUGCGGGAGCUGCUGGAAAGGAGGGAGGCGAAGCUGAGGCUGAAGGAGGAGCGGAGGCGGCUGCAGGAGGAGGCGGUGCAGCAGAAACGGCGGCGGAGGGAGGAGCAGAGGCAGCGCAGUUUGGCCGGGAUGCGGAAGCGGCGCUGCGGUGCCGAUGGGGACCCCGAAGCUGAGGAUCCCGGAGGGAGCGAAAACGCGGAGGCGGAAUCGGAGCUGAGCGACGCUGAGAUCUACAGGAGAGAAGUGGGGAGGGAACCGGAACCAGAUCUGUUCCCAAAAAGGACCCGAAGCCCUCCAGGUUCGGCCCCACUGCGGAAACGGCGGCGCCGCGACCCACAUGAAGGGCACCGGACCCCAAAUGUGCCCCAUAGGGAUCAGGGGAAGAAGAGUGGGACCCCAAAAAAGAGGGGGACCCCAAAUCUGCGCCCUAUGGGGCAGAGGAAGAAGGGUGGGACCCCAAAGAAGGAUGGGACCCCAAGGAAUGGGACCCCAAAUCCUCACCCAAUGGGGCAGAGAAAGAAAGGUGGGACCCCAAAUGUGCCCCAUAGGGCUCAGGGGAAGAAAAGUGGGACCCCAAAAAAGAGGGGGACCCCAAAUCCUCACUCUAUGGGGCAGGGAGAGAAAAGCGGGACCCCAAGGCAGAAUGGUACCCCAAAUCGUUCCCCUAUGGCAUCAGGAACCCCAAAUGUGCCCCAUAGGGUCGGGGGGAAGAAAAGGGGGACCCCAAAUGUGCCCCAUAGGGUCGGGGGGAAGAAAAGGGGGACCCCAAAUGUGCCGCAUAGGGUCGGGGGGAGGGCAGGCCGGGUGUUGGGGGGCAGUGCUGUGGGGCUGGGAAAGGGGAGGAGGAUUUUCAUGCGGCACAGAAAGAAGGGGGGGAGCUGAGAAGGGGGUUUUUGGGGGGGCGGUUUGGGGUGGAGGGAUUUGGGGUGGGGUUGUGGGGUGGGGGGGGAUUUGGGGGUCUCCUGGUGUUGUAUAAUAAGAGAAUGUGGUUUUGG
Molecule: messenger RNA, 1964 nt
Organism: Gallus gallus (chicken)
Lineage: Eukaryota; Metazoa; Chordata; Aves; Galliformes; Phasianidae
Product: suppressor of SWI4 1 homolog
Exons: 12
Coding region: 49-1851 (600 amino acids)
Biological process (GO): rRNA processing; ribosomal large subunit assembly
Cellular component (GO): preribosome, large subunit precursor
Molecular function (GO): rRNA binding
Source: RefSeq, a predicted model, not a curated record